This is a messenger RNA of Torulaspora delbrueckii, 3237 nucleotides long. RefSeq lists its product as uncharacterized. The record is from RefSeq and is a predicted model, not a curated record. The transcript has a single exon. The coding region runs from base 1 to 3237 and encodes 1078 amino acids. Lineage: Eukaryota; Fungi; Ascomycota; Saccharomycetes; Saccharomycetales; Saccharomycetaceae.
AUGACCAGGUCAGGAGAUAUCCCAACAGAUUGGCUUUAUAAAGGGAAGAGGAAGACAGCCCCUAAGAGUGGCACACGACGGAGUAGGUCUGCUUCUAUCUCGAAUGGUGCAUUAUCUCAAGGUGGCACACCGGUGCCACCUGAAUGGGACAAACACGAGCCCUCCCAGCCUAAGGAGCAGAAGCAUAAGCAACAGCAAGCUGCUGCUGCUGCUGCUUCUUUCACUCCGGUGGCACCUGCGGUGCCACCAGCUCCUACAGCCACCCGUGCAAGAUCUUCCUCUGUAACUUCCUCGGAUCUGAAGAGAACUGAUUCUCUUGGCGAAAGAUCUAAACGGUCCCUUUUUGGUUCACUUUUUGGCAAAAAGAAUUCUCCUACGUUUAAAGAACCUUCAUCGCCAGAAGUAAGGCCUCAAACACCCGCAAGAGUACCGUCGCCUACGCGGAUUGCUCUCAAUAAGACGCAACCAAAGACCGAAGCACCGGUGCAGGAAAUAUCUACUUUAAAGCUCAAGCGUGUGAAUUUUGCAGUUGACAAGUUCGAUUCUGAUCCUCCUCAGCAACUGCCGUCUCGUAAACCAAGGGUGGGAAAUGUACUGGUGCCCAGUGAUAUGAUCAGUGAAGCUCCACCAAUCUCUCAAGGUAUUACUACUCACGGUUCAAGUACAACGACAAAUCCCACGGUUACGAAAGAUUCUCGCGAAUACAAAUUGGCUCUUGAAGAAUACAAACGAGCCGCAAAGGAGUCUAUGAAACAUCAACAGGAAGCACAUUAUGCGGCCCAAAGGAUAGAGCAUGAAGUGGCCAAUUUCAAAAAUCAUCAUACGAAUGCACAGACAACUAAAACUCAAGUGGCGAACCCGGAAAUUGAUAGAAAUAUUGCAAACUUGUCCAUAGAUAAACCUAUCCACAUGCAUGAGCACCAUUUUGCCCCGGUACACGAGGAAGCAACAAAGAAGGAAUUGACAUUGGAUGUCGUUUACACAAGAUGUUGUCACUUGAGAGAAAUCUUACCCAUCCCAUCUACUCUACGCCAGGUAAAGGGCAAGACGGCUCCAUUACAUACCCUCAAGUUCCUGAAUCCCAAGCCAACUUUGAUCGAUAUCCUGUCGUUCUGCGAUUUUAUCUCAGUGGUACCGAUCAAUACCGUUGUUUUCGAUAAAGUAGCAUUGACUCCUGAAAUGUUUAAGACCGUAAUGGUUUCCUUGGUUAACUCACAAUCUCUGGAAAAAUUGAGUCUCAGGAACGUUAACAUCGAUCAACAAGGUUGGAAAGUUUUCUGUAAGUUCUUACUAACCAACAAAUCAUUGACGAAAUUGGAUAUUUCGCAAACCAAGGUAAAGGCAGAUUGCCCUGAGGGAUUACAUCGUGACAAAAUGGAUUGGUCAUUAUUUGCGCAAGUCCUAACCAAGAGAAAGGGUAAGAAUCUUGAAGAACUACUUCUCAAUGGUAUCAAAUUUAGCAAAUUGCCUUUAGAGACUUUCCAGAGAGUUUUGAACUCGUUUUCACAGAGAGAAAAUCUUGUCGUGCCUUUGAAACUAGGCGUGGCAACCUCGGAUAUUAAUCUUGAUUGUCUAAAGUUCUUACUGACGUGGAUGUCUGAGAAUAAGAUUCAAGGUGUUGAUUUGGCGUUCAAUGAUUUGUCGAAUUUCACCAAGCCUCUCGUCAGUAAACUUUGCGCACUUGAUUUUGAUCAUUUGGAAUAUUUCACACUAAACAGUACUGGCAUACCUAAUGCUUACGAUUUGGCGUUGAUCUUAAAAUACCUCUCAACCAUGCCCAAUUUGAAAUUUUUGGAUUUGAGUAGUUUACCACAGGUGUUCCCGGAUGCGUUCCCUUACAUGUACAAAUAUUUGCCAAGAUUCCCCAGUUUAAGUCGAAUUCAUAUCGAUAGCAAUGGGCUCAACUUCAAGGAUGUGUCCAUGGCUUGUAGUAUUCUGGCGAAAUGUAAAUCAUUGACCCACGUUUCGUUGAUGUCACAAGGUCCAUUGGUCGAAAUUGCAGAGGGUGAAGAUGAAGAUACUCAAAAAUUAAAAACCUUUGCAAGAAACGCCCUUUCAGCCACGUUAUACGCAUUUGUUAGAGACUUGGGUAAUUUAGUGGCAUUGGAUAUCGAUUAUGAAAACCUCUCUGAUGAAAUUAAAUCCAGGAUUGCAUUGCUACUGAUGCGUAACGUUAACAAGAAUAUCGACAGUAAUUUCCACCUAGAUGAUGUUAGUUCACAGGAUGAUUUGCUCUUUGAUGGUUCUUUGAUCACAGAGACUGCCGAAGAUAUUUUGAAACGUCUCGAGAAUGAGGAAGAGAUGAAGACGGACGCUACAAGAAGAUACUUGACAAAGAAGUACUUCGAAAAGCUGCAGAAAGUUCAUCACAAAGUACAAUCGACAAUCGAUGAGAUGUUCGAUAAGAGAAGUUCAGGAGAACUACCCUUGCGAGAGAAGGAAAAUUUGGUACGGCUGUUGUUGCUGGAAAAGAACCUAUCCAAUAUCAUGGAAAUCUUCUCAAACGUUCCGAAUGUAUCGCAGGUGUUGGGUACAAGCUCGCUUUCAUUACCGGGUCUGAAGCACGUCGGUUCGGAAGCAGCUUUAUCGGCACCAAGUUCUUCUGAUCAAGAUUUGAACACAAAUCCACAUGUUAUGGCUGCCGAUUCGGGUAGUAUCAUCGAUUGUAUAACGGGUAAGCCUCUAUUGUUGCGCGAAGAUUCGAUGACAUCGGCUUUGGGUAAGAGACAGGAAGAAGAAGAAGGUGAGUUACAUAAGUGGGGUUUUUUCGUCCAACAACAAAGGUCUCUUUAUCCUGAUAGUGACACAAAGACAUUGACAAAUAGUCGUAUUCCUUCUAACCCGACACGAUCGCCCCAAACUUCCCAGACCUCGUCAUCGGCUUCUUCAGCAGCGGAGACGAAGGUUGCACAACCAAGAAUCCUACCAAAGAUUCCUUCAGGUGCUGAAUUACGCGAUGCCAUUAUCAAGGCGAAGGGUAUUGAUUCUAUCGAAGAUUUAAUCCAUAAUGUCAAUAGCGAACACGUCGAGCUGGAAAGCAUAUACGGGGGUUCCUUAAGGUCAAGCAACUCACCCAAAAUUGGUUCCAAGAUUAAGAAAAAUGAUGUGGUCACUGCCACGGCGAAUGAUGAUGCGCAAACAGAUGCCACGGUUAAGCAAAGUUAUGAGAAUUUGUUGAACAAUCUAAAGAUGGAUCGCCCACCCAAGAAAGGAAACAUCAAUCCAACCCAACGUUGA